UGGUCUAGAGAAGCAUGGAGGGGUGGGCUGAGAUGAGGCUUGGCCCCCCUCUACAAGGUUUUGUAUUUGGGGACAGAGAUGGGUAAGUGGGAGACAGCGGGGGCUGGACCAAUGUAUUUCAUCUGAUCCUUGGAGGGAAGUAACUGGCCACUGAAAGGUCCGGGAGUUUCAGGACCACUAAGGAGCAGCAGGAGAGAAAGAAGCCCCCUGAGCUAUAGCUCUGUGGUCCUGGAACUGUGGCUAAAGUCAGAUGCAGGUUCUAGACCAGAGAGCACCACCAGUCCCACCUCUAGGGCCCUUUCCCCUCUAAAUGGGCAGGGUGGAUAUUGCUCAGCACCCCCCUCCCCCCAUUGGCUUUGUCCCAAGCUACUUAUUUAGAGCUGAGGGUUGUUCCUCAAAAUGUACUGACUGUAACGUGAGGAUAAUGAUAUGGAGUCCUGACCCCUCUACCCCCAAAGAUGAGAGAAGGGGGUUUUCCGUGGACUGUUCCUCAAAUGUACGGACUGUAACAUGGGAAAAUGAUACUUCCUCUGACUCCCUCCUUUAAAGCGAUGAGGUGUGAAUUUUUACAUUUCUAAAGUGAUUUAAGAGCCUCAGGUCAUUGAAUGAGAGAUGUCAAAUGAGUUAGGGAGCCUUACGCUGUCUUUAUUUCACUUGUAUCGGAAUUACAUCUUGUCUCUAAAGGGAAAGGUGUCAUUUUGGGGGGAAAGGGCGAAAUUACAGCUUUUGUGAUAGGGAAGGCUCCGUGUUGGUUUUUAAAAGUAUAGUUUUUCAUCAGAAAGGCGCUGGAGUGGCACAUGGGCAGCAAGUGUUUUUGUGUCUGUCUCUGCUCUCAGACGUCUUAGAACUCCUUUCCAGUAGGGUUUCCCCAGACGGUGUCCAGUCUGGACAGCAGGGACAGUCACCCUCCAAGCUCUGAGCAGGGUCUCUGAGGACGUGGGGGACACUGAUGUUAGAAGCUGAGACCUGGGUGAGGGCAGGAAAGUGAAGCUGCUUGGUGUUAUCAGCAACCAUAGAAGAUCUGGCUGUCCUUGAGGGAAGGGAAAUCUAACCCUCCAACAGCAGCCAGGCUGUUUUCAAAUUUGUAUCUCUUUACUGUUCUCCUCCCUCCUCCCCUCACCCCCCCAGUUUACAGACAAGGCUGCUGGGGUUUUAUUUUUUCAUUGCAGGAACAUUCCUUUUAAGGGGUGGGUAAUUUCUUACUUGGCAAACUCUCCGCGCUUUUUGUGGCGACACCUGGCCGAGGAGGGAAUGUUGGAAGGGAUUCCGAGCAGGAAGCAAGUCCGCCCUUCUGGUCAGGUCUCCUGCUUUCUCCACCGCCACCUCUCAGGAAUCAGAGGCUCUAGGUUUGAAAAGGCAAGUUAACUCUGAGGCUCUUCUACCGUUUUGAGGUGUUUGUGGAAGAAGAGUGAAGGUUGAGGUGGUGGCCUGGCAGAGGGACACAUGGAAGCCACCUGCCCACUAGCUGAGGAUCGGCUAAGCCCUGGGACUAAUGCUUGCCCACGCUGCUGAGAAUGGCACGGUCGCCCAACCAGGCACCAGGACAAAGGUGAACCCAGGACACUCCUGGACAGCGAUCCUGAUGUCUGUGCUGAGCUGCGCACUGAAGGGUGUGAUAACCCUGGACUCCCCCAUCCCACCAUCCCCAUAAACAACACGUGUCAUUUAGAGAAUGCCUGUUUGGGAGAGGCCUGUGCCAUGGCUGCAGAAGAGAAGACCGGAAACAUUUGCUGCCCUCAUGGAGUGCACAGCCUACUUGGAUCAAAAGGGCCUGUGCCUAAAAUACUGGCUCCCGUGGGCGCCAUGGCUUCCGUGGAGCCCCUGACGGCGCUGUCCCGCUGGUACCUGUACGCCAUCCAUGGCUACUUCUGCGAGGUGAUGUUCACGGCGGCCUGGGAGUUCGUGGUGAACUUUAACUGGAAGUUCCCCGGGGUCACGAGCGUGUGGGCGCUCUUCAUCUACGGCACCUCCAUCCUGAUCGUGGAGCGUAUGUACCUGCGCCUGCGGGCCCGCUGCCCCCUGCUGGUGCGCUGCCUCAUCUACACGCUCUGGACCUACCUGUGGGAGUUCACCACCGGCUUCAUCCUGCGCCAGUUCAACGCCUGCCCCUGGGACUACUCCCAGUUCGACUUUGACUUCAUGGGCCUCAUCACCCUGGAGUACGCCGUGCCCUGGUUCUGCGGGGCCCUCAUCAUGGAGCAGUUCAUCAUCCGGAACACCCUCCGCCUGCGCUUCGACAAGGACGCUGAGCCGGGGGAGCCCGGAGGCCCCCUCGCCCUGGCCAACGGCCACAUCAAAACUGACUGAGUGGGGGACUCGUGGGGGAAGGGCUGGGGUCUCUCAUGGACCCUGUGGAGAAAAGUGCGAAGCUGGUGGAGUUGCCCCUUCUGUACAGCACAAGCCCUGCCUCACCCCAGCCUCAGCCCUGCGGGGUGCACACAGCCCCAGCCUCAGCCCUGCGGGGUGCACACAGCCCCAGCCCGGCCUCAGCCCUAUAGGGCGCAUACAACCCCAGCCCAGCCUCAGCCCUGUGGGGUGCACACAGCCUCCAGCCCUCCACUGUGGGCUGGUGUUGGGGGCGGGCUAUCGAGGCAGCAAAGGGACUUGGGGGUUGGUCCGUGGAUCUCACUCCAGCUCAGAAGCUUCACAGGGACUAGACUGUGUGGGUGACUUUGGAAGCAGCAGGCCCUGCCCUGGCUAAGGGACUCUGAGAAAUGGGCAAAAGGCGAGAGGCAGGUCUGAGGAGGCUUAGGGCUGCUGCCUCGGCCACCUGGUUCCUUCUCACCUGGUUUAGUUGGGCUUUGGCUGGUUCCAUUAGGCAAUAUUCAGGUGCUUGCUUGCAACCAAUACCUCCCCGGGGGCCUGCUGAGAGACUGGGCAGCCAGGAAGCUGCUUGGAGCCGUGCUAGUCUGCAGGGCUGGGAGGCCUUCCCUUGGCUCCUCUCCCUUCCCCCAGGGCCCCACGCUGCUCUCUUGGCCUCCUGGGGGCCCCCUGGUGCUGGAUUCCCACCAACCUUGGGCUUUUGGAGGUUUCAGUCCCUGUGCUUUUGGUGGCGUUUCCCCCCUUUCUCGCUUAUUUUUUAAGGCCUUUACCACUAUCAGCCCUUUAUCCAUGUCAAUCACCCACCAACCCCCAACUCCCACUCCCCGGCCAACACAGCAGCUGCCAGAGAUAGAACCCUGAGACACCCCACCGGCCCUCCGCAGCCUUUCCGCCACUGUUACCCCAAUCCGGUGGGCUGUGGCAGUGCCCUGGUGCUCUUCUCCAUCCAUGCCCUUCGUGGCCCAGUUAACAGUGAAUGACACCCACAACACACAGUCGGGCCAAGAUGGGCCCCACAGAUCCACAGUGGGGACCCAGAGACAGAUCAGUGUGUGUGUGGGGGUGCCGUGGGGAGGGCGGUAAAGGCACGCCUGACGGUUCAUUUUCAGUCCAGUCAGGGGCAGUCUAGCAUUCUAGGGGAUGGGGGAGCAGGAUCCAGUGUUACAUGCAGAUCAUGAAGAAGGAGUGAGGGAGACCCUCCCAUCCUUGGUGGGAAGGGAUCAGUUCUGGAUCUGCCAUAGCCCCAUCCCUGCAGCAAAACCUCCUCAGGGCCCCCCCUCCCUACCCUCCCCACCCUCCCCAAGCACUUCGAGCUUGUUCCUCAAACAGUAUUAACCCUGCCACGCUCAUGGGCAUUGUCAUCCUGGGUGUCCAUGACAGGUCCGUUGCUGGCAGUGGACAGGUGAAAACCUCCCUCCAGCCCACUUCCGGCUCUGCCCCCACUUGCCAAGGGGAGGGUCCAUCAGAACACAGCCUUUCCCAUGGUACGUGGUCUCUACUUGACCACACUAGAACUCUUAGGUAGAAAUUAGCCUUUCCCUUUUUAUAGAACAUUAAAAAGUGAUCAUGCCACCUGUGGAGAGAAUCUCCUCUUCCUUGCUGUGUUGCUCCACCCAGAUCAUGCAGACAGCACCGGGUCAGGGCACGUGGGCGGGUGUGGGCAGGAGUGGUGUCCAGGAUUGGGAGAAGGGCGGGGAGACUCUGGCAGGGUUGCUCUCUGCACUUGACCUUGUCCAGGACGGGAUGAAGGGCGUUUUCCAGCCUCUGUGUCCUGGGUAGGCUCGUCACAUCCAGGCAUGAACUACAUUCUGCUGGGGCCAGCCCUGGCUUUGGUUUACCUGUGGCCCCAAUUCUAGGGCUUCGGGGCUCUUAGGGGCUUCAGGCUGCCAGGGCGGGUAGAUGGUGCUCCGUCUACAGCUGCAGGGGAUUCCAGAGGAAGAACAUUGCCUGGCUUCCCUGUUCCCUCGGGGAUCCUUUCCUUGGUCCUCCCCUCCAACUCCAUGCUAUUUCAGUCUCUUGGACCCCAACACCCCCGCAGGCCCCCAUGUGGGCUCCUAGACCCUACCACCCACCUUCGCUCUCCCCUUCCACGAUGGCAUCUGGUGGUCAGCUUGUUGAUGUCUCCCAGCGUAAGGCCUCCACAGUUCUUGGCCUGCCAAGCCCUUGGAUGGCCCACUGGAUCUGGCCUUUCCAGGUGUUGCCCUGUGGACAUGCCUUGGCACCAGCUUUUCCCUGUGCAGGAGGUCCUGGAGCAAGCCUGCCUCCCUGGCAACGUGCAGAGCAUUGUGUUUCUGCUUCAUGACGCCCCCUGCAAAGGGAGGCAACGAGCCAGGGCUUGGCCACAGGAUGGGCAGGCUCAGUCAGAGCCCAGACCUCAACUCCUCCUUUAUUUGGUAUCUUCAGGGCCCCAGUUCCUUAGUGCCCAGGGCCUCAAGGUUUAGAGGAAGCCCAGCCCUGCCGAGCAGUGGGGGUGCUGGCAGAGAGAGUCGGCUUGCUGUGCAUGAACCGCUGGUGUCCUGGGCCUCUCUGCUGGACAUCGCAGCAUCUCUGAGUUACAGAUCGCCAUGUGCUGCCCCGCAUGGUUGGACCGCUUCCGUGUCUGCUAGGUGACCUGUCCCUCGUGCCCUGUUCCCGCGGAUGCCAGUGAGUCAUAAUGGCAUCGCAAUGGCCUAUGCUUAUUCUCAGCAAUAAUACCGAGGGAGUGGCCAUGAGUCCUUCUGUCCUGGUCCCUUGCCCUCUGCUUGGGUCUCCCGGAGAGGCAGCCGCUGAGUGGGUCAGUUCGUGAGAACCUGUAUCUAUGGAGCUCUGGGCUGUGCAGACGUCUUUGCAGGGGAUGCAGGGACCCUGCGCUGGAGGAGCUACGGUAAGGCAGAGAGCUCACCUGGCCCCUGAGGCCAUCCAGACCCGGAGGAGCUGCAGGUCCUGUCUCUGAGGCAGGCGGGACUGUCUCCCAACUGCGGCAGCUCCUCAGCAGGACACACGACUGGUUUGUGCGCCCACUGCCUGCUCUGUCUCCGUUCGUCUCUCUGUCUUUCUUUUCACAUCCGUGCACAUAAAAUAUACUGGUGUUUGUGUUC
This is a messenger RNA of Myotis myotis, 5399 nucleotides long. RefSeq names its product transmembrane protein 229B (gene TMEM229B). The coding region runs from base 1699 to 2307 and encodes 202 amino acids. Lineage: Eukaryota; Metazoa; Chordata; Mammalia; Chiroptera; Vespertilionidae. The record is from RefSeq and is a predicted model, not a curated record. The transcript has 5 exons.